AUGGUGAACCAACGCAGUGGACUAGGAUAUGAGAACAGUGAAUCCUCUAACCCCAACCCCGACCUAGCUCAAAUCAUGCAAGCACUCGUAACAGCGUUAAAUGCCAACCGCCGAAACCAAAACCGCGAUGAUGAACCUAUGACCCGAACCCGAGAGAUGAACGAAUUUUGCAAACGCCGACCUCCGACCUUCAACGGAGAUACCAACCCCACUAUGGUUGAAACAUGGCUGAAGGAAGUUAAGGUGAUCCUGGACACCCUGAAGAUUACCCAAAAUGGAGAUCCCACCAUGACAUUUGCCAAGUUCGAAGCCCUAUUCCUCGACAAGUACUUUCCUACGCCCCUUUGUUUGGCCAAGGAACAAGAGUUCCUAAACCUGAAACAAGGAACGAUGACCGUCACUCAAUACGCGGCCAAGUUUGAGGAACUGUCCCAUUACACCCAAACUGUCGUUGCAAUGGAGGACAAGAAGGCGAGAAGGUUUGAGUGGGGGCUGACCACUGCUAGAAGGGCUGUGGUAGCUCAGGCUUUUCCCACCUAUUUCGGUGUUGUGAGUUGUGCUCUUCGACUGGAGAGUGAAGAGAAUGACUUCAAAACCCGAUGGAGGAAGGCGAUAGGCAACACCGACGGACCGAUCCGAACUCAACAUUCCAACAACAACCGCGGACCCUACCCUACCCUACCAAACCCUUCACCCCGUCGCAAAACAACCAACAUUGGAAGACUGCUGCACCAGGACGAGGCGAACCGCAGAGGGGCGGUAGAAACAUAG
Molecule: messenger RNA, 771 nt
Organism: Rhododendron vialii
Lineage: Eukaryota; Viridiplantae; Streptophyta; Magnoliopsida; Ericales; Ericaceae
Exons: 2
Coding region: 1-771 (256 amino acids)
Source: RefSeq, a predicted model, not a curated record